This is a messenger RNA of Ipomoea triloba (trilobed morning glory), 643 nucleotides long. RefSeq names its product 60S ribosomal protein L37a. NCBI's taxonomy places the organism in Eukaryota, Viridiplantae, Streptophyta, Magnoliopsida, Solanales, Convolvulaceae. The coding region runs from base 91 to 369 and encodes 92 amino acids. Gene Ontology annotation, biological process: translation. Gene Ontology annotation, cellular component: ribosome. The transcript has 5 exons. Gene Ontology annotation, molecular function: structural constituent of ribosome. The record is from RefSeq and is a predicted model, not a curated record.
AACAACAGGAAUUCUAGGGUUUCGCUGCCGCUUGCACCUCUCCUUCCACAGCAGCCUGCACUCUCAGCAGCGUUCUUCUAGCUCAUCAAUAUGACUAAGAGAACCAAGAAGGCUGGUAUUGUGGGAAAGUAUGGUACUCGUUAUGGUGCCAGUUUGAGGAAGCAGAUCAAGAAGAUGGAAGUCAGCCAGCAUAGCAAGUACUUCUGUGAGUUUUGUGGCAAGUAUGCUGUUAAGAGAAAGGCAGUUGGAAUAUGGGGAUGUAAGGACUGUGGGAAAGUCAAGGCUGGUGGUGCAUAUACACUAAACACCGCUAGUGCUGUGACUGUCAGGAGCACCAUCCGAAGGCUGCGUGAGCAGACUGAAAGCUAGAUCGUUUUGAUGGAAUACAUGUUUGAGCUGUGCUGCACAAUAUGUUGGAUUUUAGAACCAAUGUUAAAGCCCAAAUUUUGAUUUUUGUUAAACUAAGUUCUGUAUUUUUGAAUGUGUUUUGGUCAAAUUUAGUUAUGUUUUUAUACUGUUUUCAUUCUCUUCUGCCCUACCGUUAUUGGUUAUCCAGUCUAGGCUUGGAAUGCCAUACUGAAAGAGAUCUUGUUAAACAUUGUAGAAGAAUUUGACACCUUAUGGCAAGAUAAUUUGUUUCAAA